This is a messenger RNA of Cyanistes caeruleus (blue tit), 1625 nucleotides long. Its product is annotated as bMERB domain-containing protein 1-like. The record is from RefSeq and is a predicted model, not a curated record. NCBI's taxonomy places the organism in Eukaryota, Metazoa, Chordata, Aves, Passeriformes, Paridae.
AGCGGAGCGGAGGGAGCAGCAGGAGCGGUGCGGGAAGAACGGAGAGAGCCCCCGCCCCGGCGGAGCGCAGCUCUCUGGGCUGCGGAUGGAGGGCAGCCGCGCUUCUCCCCGCUACGGAUCCAUGGAAUCCACCCGAUGGCCGCCGGCCGGCGCGGGGCCAGAGGAUGAGAUCGUGUCCAUGGCCGACUCCACCACCACCAUCGAUGAGAUCGAGGGAGAGCUCUUCAGGAUUGAGCGGAUCCGGGAGAUUCUGGUGCGCAGGGAGUCAGAGCUGCGCUACAUGAUGGACGACAUCCAGCUUUGUAAGGAAAUCAGCCGGCUGAAAACAGAGCUCCAGAGACUCCUGGCCCUGCCAGAGAACCAGAAAUCCAACGAGGAGAAGCAGAGGGAAGAGGAGCUGGUGCAGCAGAUCCACAAGCUGGUGGAAACGAGGGAUUUCCUGGUGGAUGAUGUGGAGUUCGAGAGGCUCAGGGAAAGGGAAGAAGACAAGGAAAUGGCCGAGUUCCUGCAGAGCAAGCUCUCCAAAAGCUACCUCCAGAGAGCAACUCCUGCCCGAGAGAAAAAGAUGACAUCAAGGGGACAGCAAACCUCAGCUCCCUACAUGAGCAAGACAGGCCUGACCCUGCUCAAGGAGUGCUGUGGCUUCACCUGCUCCAUCAUGUAGGGCAUUUCCAGCCCCUGGCACAGGACAUGGCCAUGGUCUGCAGCCAGAGUCCUGCUCUCCUCUGAGAGAUCCAGUGUCCAUCACUGUCCACAGUUCCCCUGCAGCAGCAGCACCCAGGGCCCCCAGGCUGGAUGGGCAGGUCUGGGUGCUGGCACAGGUCCUAAUGGCCCCACAUCCUCCGUGGCAGCACAGACACCACGCCCCACCUUGGCCUGGAAGCUGUGAGAGCAGCGGGGAGCCCAUGGCACAGGAGAGAGCAUCCCACAUCUGGGCUGAGGGAUAAAAACCACCUGGAGCUGCUGUUUGAAGAACAUCCUGCUCCACCCUGGGAGUGUCCCUGGGGUAGUUCCAUCCUGGAACUGAUCCUGUCCUGGAGCCGAUCCCAUCCUGGGUGUCAUGGGGUGGCUUUACCUUUAAGGUGGUUUUGGGAGCUAAGGAAGUUGAAGCUGCUGGUGGCUGAUGGGAGUCUUUCAUCCUGACCAAUUAUCAGUCAUUUCUAAGAAUUGACAGCAGUUUUGACCAUUAAUGAGUCCCUCUCUGCUCCACCAGAGACUCUCUAGGGCCGCUUUGCUUGGCCCACAGGGAUUUGCUUUGAUCCACACUCCCCAAAGGCUCCUCUCUGUCCUGCCUUCCCAGGGCCUUACUGGGACAGUGAGUGACCCAGCCAGUGAGUUUGGUGGGGCUGAGAGGGAUCCAGAGGCCAGGAAGAGCCCUGGAUUCCAAACUUGCCCCUGUGGAGCCAGCCUGGGCUGGAAGCAGUGCUGGUGCAGACAGGAGGACAGGCAGGGUCUGUGUGUCCCACCUGAGUUCCUGAGGUUGCUCCUGGAGAAGGCUCAGGCUGCUCCCCUGGGCACAUAGAACUGCUGGAACAGCUGGGAAAGUGCCCAGCCCACAGGAGUGGCACUGGUUCAUGUGCAUUGAUCUCAACCCAAACCAAUAAAUGUCUUUUGGAAGCUCUGUA